GCAUUUUAGCCGUUGAGUGAGACAGGUGAAAAAUAUGGCAAAGGGACAAGAUAAGGUUUGGGACUUUGGGGAGAUAACACGAAUCGAAGUAACGAAUAUGAAAGGAAUGAAAAUCUCUCUGUUGCGAUGGAUCUCAGUCUCAAGCUUCAAUCUUUUUCAUUCCCCUCCUCAGUUUCGACUUCAUGUGCUAAGGAUGUGAGGUUCUUAAAGUCGAUUUCUUUCUUUGAUGUGAACAAAUCCUCACAUCACAGAGCUAAGAGGUCAUCAUCAUCAUCAUCAUCAACAGCGAUUCCGGCUUUAGUUGAAACAGCUGUUUCUGUAGCGAUUGCAGCCACGGUUGUUGGCACUGCAGCCACUCUUCUUGUUCGUAGAAAUACCAAAGCCAACGAAGAAGCCGAGGCUUCUAUGAAAGAAUGUGAAGUUUGCGGCGGUUCAGGAAUCUGUUCUGAGUGCAAAGGUGAAGGAUUUGUCUUGAAGAAACUAUCAGAUGAAAAUGCUGAGAAAGCAAGACUCACUGCAAAGAACAUGGCCACAAGAUAUACAGCCGGGCUUCCCAAGAAAUGGAGCUACUGCACUAAAUGUUCUUCCACCCGAUCUUGUAUAACUUGUGGUGGGAGUGGAAAGACAAGCUACUAGCGGUUUUCGCAGUGUACACAAGUAUGUUAUAAACUCUGUUUCUUGGGCCAAUCUUCAAAUUUUUAGCAUAGCUUUCUGGUUUGUAAUGAUUUGAAAACUUUCAUCAAACUUUAGUUUUACAUUUGCAAUCUUACUAGUUUAGUUCCUUCUUACUAUUUUAAUGCAAUCUGUUUCUGAGACGUAAAGAUUCAUUAAA
This is a messenger RNA of Eutrema salsugineum, 832 nucleotides long. RefSeq lists its product as uncharacterized. The record is from RefSeq and is a predicted model, not a curated record. Lineage: Eukaryota; Viridiplantae; Streptophyta; Magnoliopsida; Brassicales; Brassicaceae. The transcript is spliced from 4 exons. The coding region runs from base 127 to 636 and encodes 169 amino acids.